Molecule: messenger RNA, 1539 nt
Organism: Terrapene triunguis (Three-toed box turtle)
Lineage: Eukaryota; Metazoa; Chordata; Testudines; Emydidae
Product: serine/threonine-protein kinase Nek1-like
Exons: 4
Coding region: 1-1539 (512 amino acids)
Biological process (GO): protein phosphorylation
Molecular function (GO): ATP binding; protein kinase activity
Source: RefSeq, a predicted model, not a curated record
AUGGAGAAGUAUGAGCAAAUACUAACCAUAGGCAGGGGAUCAAGUGCUGAGGUCUUCCUGGUGAGGAACACAGAGACAAAGAAACUGUUUGCCGUGAAAAAAAUCAAGACAGAUCCAUCAAAGAAAAUGAGAACCAAAGAGGCAGUGCUUCAGGAGGUGACCAUCCUGGGCAAACUCAAGCACCCCCACAUUGUAACCUGCCAUGAGCACUUCUUUGAGGAGGAACAUAUGUUCAUCAUCCAGGAUUACUGUGAUGGUGGCUCCCUGGAUGACCACAUUAAGAUGAGGAAGGAGGGGUACUUUCCCGAGAACACAGUCAUGGAAUGGUUUGUGCAACUAGCUAUGGCUGUUCAGUACAUCCAUUCCAUAAAGAUCCUGCACCGAGAUAUCAAAACAUCCAAUGUGUUUCUCACUAAGAAAGGGAUGGUGAAACUGGGGGACUUUGGCAUUUCGAAGGUCAUGAACAGCACCCUGGACAUGGCAAGCACUUUUGUAGGCACACCCUAUUACUUGAGCCCAGAGCUCUGCGAGGAUGUGCCGUACAGCUCCAAGUCGGACAUCUGGGCGCUGGGAUGUGUUCUCUUUGAAAUGUGUGCCUUAAAGCCACCUUUUGAUGGAAUAAAUCUGGUCAGCUUGUUUUACAAGAUUGUGAAAGGCAAGUAUGCUGCUGUGCCAAAGUGCUAUUCUGAGCCCCUGCAUGGCUUGAUCCAAACCAUCCUGGAGAAGUGCCCAGGAAAGAGACCCAGUGCCAGCAGCGUCCUCAACAUCCCUUUUGUCCAGCAACACCUCAAGCUUUUCCUUCUUCACCAAGAAUCCCAGCUCUUCAAGCAGCAACAUCUGGCAAAGCUCCAUGAGGAGGACAACACAGAUCCCCUCCCACUCACACCUCAAAGUAAGACACUGUUGGCUCACCAAGGGAGGGGAGCCUUAAGGCCAAAGUCAGCUCCACCGUAUGUCAACACACACAGUCCAGAGCUUUAUGAGCCAGAGGAGCUCUCCAGCACUCUAGACAGCAGCUCAGAUUACUCUGAAGACUUUGAGCAUGAAAGUGUAUCUUCCAUUGAGGAGAACUUAGAAGAUGACAUACCCAUUCCACCUCUGAUCAAGGAGGUGCCAAGAGAGAUAGACCAGUACAGCUCUCCUGACAAACUAUUACCCUCCAGCCCUCUGAGCACAGAUUUACAAGAGUGGAAGGAUGAGGCGGAGCUGACCGAUUACCCUGAUGAUUUUGAGGAGGUUGAAGAGACCAGCCUGGAGGACGUGGUGAGCAAUGCUCGCUGUGCGAUCAAGGUGCCAGCUGACAAUGAGGCAUUCCAGGAGGAACAGAUGGAUCACCAAGGGCCUGCUGCUCUCUCCUCCACCCUGAAGACUUUGCGGGAGACAUGCAAAGGUGAGGCUGGACCUUCUCUGUAUGAUGAAAUCACAGGUCAGGCCCAGUUCACCCCUGAGGAUCUGCAGCCUCAUUUUGAACAUCGAAUGGGCCCUGACCACCUGGAGACCUGCUAUCUGCUCCUCAGCUUGGACCAGGAAACAACUUAG